Messenger RNA from Colletotrichum destructivum, 343 nucleotides. RefSeq lists its product as uncharacterized. Lineage: Eukaryota; Fungi; Ascomycota; Sordariomycetes; Glomerellales; Glomerellaceae. The coding region runs from base 26 to 205 and encodes 59 amino acids. The record is from RefSeq and is a predicted model, not a curated record. The transcript has 3 exons.
CCAGAACACUGUCUCCCUACUCAAUAUGCGUUUCUUCUCUUUUGCCCUUGUGUCCAGUCUCUUGGCUGCGACUGCCAUCGCCGGUCCUGUCGAGCUUGAGAGGCGCCAGUACUCCCCUUGUGUCCGGAAAUGCUUGGAUGAUCUCGGUAUCUUCGAUGGCAUCGCCGUUCAAGGUUGUCGCCAAGAAUGCGGCGAGUGGCCUUAGAUGAGGAUUAUCCACGCAGUGUCUAUCAUGUGUGCACGACGCAGUGUCGGAACUACGGCUCAGUGGACAGAGGCCAGCUGCAACGUGGGGUGUAACUCGAAGACUUUCGUUGCUCAAAACUCACCUACUGCACUGCCA